Molecule: messenger RNA, 1386 nt
Organism: Nezara viridula (southern green stink bug)
Lineage: Eukaryota; Metazoa; Arthropoda; Insecta; Hemiptera; Pentatomidae
Source: the annotation of a GenBank genome assembly
AUGAAUAAACGGUUUUGUAUUUUAUGUGCUAAUUUUACUGGGAAAAGGAUCCUACUAAAUUUUAGCAGAAAUGAAUCAAGAUUGGUGAGGUCUUCAGCAGAGCUAGAUGAAUCAGUUUCAAAUGAAUUAGACAACAAUCUUAAACCUAGGCGUCAUCCGGGUGUUAUGAAUCAUAAACCGGUAUCUUUACCUGAAGUAAUAAAAAAAUCAAUUUCAAAUUUAUUAGCUGGAGAAGUACCCAAAAAGCAAAUGCUAUGUGAAGCCCAACCACUGGAAAGAUAUCUGAUGGCGAGACAAGUCCCUGUAGAAAAAGCAGAAUUUUUCGAUAAACGUCUUGAAACAAUGAAUGAAGUUAGAAAUAGCUUAGAAAUUGAUAUUGAAAGUUUACCUCAAGAAGAGCAAGACAGAUGGAAUAAAUCAAUUAGUGACAAAGUUGAUAACUUGUUAAAGAAGAAACUGUAUUCGUGGAAUCAAAUUGACUUUACUAAUUAUAUGAGCCAACUUUAUCUAGUUACAAGAAGUGCUGCAGAAUAUGCUGUUGUUUACAAAAUCUUUCAAGAAAUAUGUAAAAGAACAAAUUUUGUUCCUAAUACUGUUUUCGAUUUUGGUUCCGGAAUGGGAUCUGUAAUAUGGGCAGCUAAUUCUAUUUGGGGAAGUUCAGUGAAAGAAUAUUUCUGCGUUGAUUCAUCCAGUCAUAUGAAUAGUCUAAGCGAACAGAUAUUAAAAAGAACUGAGCCGGAUAUUAUGAAAAGGAUAUUUUAUAGACAGUUUUUGCCUUCUUCUAGUGAGAUCACUUCUGAUCUUGUCAUCAGUUCUUAUUCACUUUUGGAAUUGUCAUCAAAACAAAAUCGAUUAGAUACAUUGAUAAAUCUUUGGAAAAGGACCGGAAAGUAUUUAGUACUAAUUGAAUUUGGCAGCGAAGGUGGUUUCAAGGUAUUGAAUGAAGCCCGAACAGCUAUAUUACACCAUGUUAAUAAAGGCAAGACUUUUGAAAAUGAAGCAUCAUAUAUUUUUGCUCCUUGCCCUCAUCAUAAUUCUUGUCCAAGAUCUGAUGAUAAAUGCUUCUUCGAAGCAUCGUAUACUUCCUUCCCUCAAAAACCAGAACACCUAAGAAAAGAGUAUUAUUCAUAUGUUGUUUUUGCGAAAGGUGAAAGACAUGAAAAAGUUGAUAGCCAUUGGCCAAGGAUCGUGCAACCUGUAUUGUGUCGGUCAAGACAUGUUAUUUGCCGUUUAUGUUCCAGUUCAGGAAAUAUGAAAGAAGUUAUCAUUACUCCUUCAAAACAUGGAAAGAAGGCUUAUAGAUGUGCCAAGGCUUCUCGCUGGGGCGAUUUGUUUCCAUUUAAGCUGAAACCAUAUGAAAAAAGUCCAACUGAGAAGAAAGACUAA